AUGGGCAAGUACGUGGAGCUGCUGGACAUGGGCGUGCGCAUCGCGGCACGGUUCCACUCCCACUGCCCGCAGACCGCGCGCCUCUACUACCACCCGCCCGCGGCUGCCGCCAGCGGGGACGGCCGCAAGGGCGACUCCGCCGCCGCGGCCGCGAUGAUGAUGAAGCAGCAGGGGCAGAGGUUCGACGCCUCCGAGAUCAUCCUCCACACCGUCGUCUAG
Molecule: messenger RNA, 219 nt
Organism: Miscanthus lutarioriparius
Lineage: Eukaryota; Viridiplantae; Streptophyta; Magnoliopsida; Poales; Poaceae
Source: the annotation of a GenBank genome assembly